AUGGCUGACUACGGUCCUCGUGCCCCCCACGGGCCCGACAUGUCGGGCACCCACAACCCGCUGGAGGAUAUGGAUCCCCGCGAGAAGGGUGCCUUUGAUCGCCUCAUCCGUCCCGAUGACAGCUACAAUGAGCAGGGUGUCUACUGGGCGGAUAUGCCUCUGGGCGAGAAGAUCAAGUUCGUCAGCUCCUACGAUGCCAAGGAAGCUCGCUCCGAGCUGGCGAGCAUCUGGUCCAUGAUGAAGAAGGACCCGCUCUCCCCCGUCUCCUACUACUUCCGUAACAUGGUUCUCCCCGGUGCUGGUCUCGGUCUGGAAGGUUAUGUGCUCUUCUCCAUCGGCAACAUCAAGCCCCUCUUCCAGAAGGCGUUUCCCGACUGCUGGGGAAGCCACAAGAUCUGCGACAAGCAGUGGCUGAACGCCGUGGACUACCUCGAGAUCAUCGGUAUCAUUGUGGGUCAGAUUCUGGUUGGUUUCAUUGGUGAUUGGAUCGGUCGUCGUUGGGGUCUGAUUCAAGAUGCCACGAUCAUGUUCGUCGGUCUGCUCAUGCUGACUGCCGCCUGGGGAGUGACCCAGAAUGGUUGGGUCAUUUGCUACGCCUGGUCUCUGUUCUUCUACUCGGUCGGUGUUGGUGGUGAAUAUCCCAUGACUGCCACCUCUGGCAUGGAAAAUGCGGUCGGUUCCGGAAAGAUCUCGACCAAGGAGGAUCGUCUCCACCGCGGUCGUAAGGUCACCAGUGCGUUCCUGAUGCAGGGUUGGGGUCAAUUUUUCAACCAGGUCAUCCUGAUCGUCCUGCUCUUGUGCUUCCACCACGGCAGCGGUAACAACCCGUACUCUACCGUGGCCGUGCAGUGGACCUAUCGAAUCUCUUUUGCCAUCCCCGCCGUCGGCACGUUGUGGCUCAUCUACUACCGUGCCUACCACAUGAAGGCUGCCUCCAAGCAGCUUGUCGCCGCCAAGAAGAAGGCCUCCGUCACCGGCUACGAUGUGGACUCGCUCCGCUUGACCUUCAAGUACUUUGGUCCCCGUCUCCUCGCCACCGCCGGUGGUUGGUUCGCCAACGAUGUGUUCUUCUACGGCAACAAGCUCUUCCAGAGCGAUUUCAUCAAGGUGAUUUCUCCCGAGUCCGAGUCAGUAAUGCCCACGUGGCUGUGGAACUUGGUCAACGUCGGUGUCUCGCUGGUUGGCUACUACCUCGCCUCGUUCCUGAUCGAUAACAAAUUGUACGGCCGAAAGUGGAUGCAGACGGUGGGCUUCCUGAUGUGCUUCAUCCUCUUCGUCGUACCCGCAUUCCACUACAAGUACUACAAGUCUGCCGCCCAUAUCCAGGAGUUCCAGGCCAUGUACUUCCUCAGCUCCUUUUUCAACCAGUUCGGUCCCAACUGUGUCAGUUUCUUGGUUGCCGCCGAGGUCUUCCCCACGCCCAUUCGUGCUACUGCUCACGGUAUGUCGGCCGCGGCCGGUAAGGCAGGUGCCCUCCUGGCCUCUGUUCUCUACAACUACAUCGACACACAGACCAAGUUCUACGUCGUCCCCUGGUUCGGUCUUAUCGGUGUUUUCCUCACUCUGGCGUUCCUGCCUGACACCACCGGUCUCGACCUGAAGGAACAGGAGCGUCGCUGGCACUGCCUGCGCGAGGGCCGCGAGGAGGAUUACCAUGGCCCCGCCGUCCACCCUAAGCAUCUUUCCUGGUAUGAGCGCUUCGUCCUGAAGAAGGGUCGCUUCUACGAUGCCGAGCUGGACUACCAACAAAAGGUGGAGGAGUAUCGUGCUGAGUGGGAAGCGCUCAUGGCUCAGCGUAUCGCCGAGACGGAGAAGGGCGAGGAUAACUUCGACACUGACGACACCUUGUUGGAGGGACACGUCCACACUUACUUCCACCGCACCAGCCCCAUGUUCAAGGGCAUGGAGUCUACAACCAACAAGCAGGACAACUUCCGUCUCCCUCCUGCCGCCGAGUCUGGCUCUGAGACCAGCAUCUCCAACGAAAAGAUUGCCAAUCAGUCUCAGUCGGAGAAGAGAUGA
Messenger RNA from Penicillium diatomitis, 2022 nucleotides. RefSeq names its product putative MFS phosphate transporter. The record is from RefSeq and is a predicted model, not a curated record. Gene Ontology annotation, molecular function: transmembrane transporter activity. The coding region runs from base 1 to 2022 and encodes 673 amino acids. Gene Ontology annotation, biological process: transmembrane transport. Lineage: Eukaryota; Fungi; Ascomycota; Eurotiomycetes; Eurotiales; Aspergillaceae. The transcript is spliced from 3 exons. Gene Ontology annotation, cellular component: membrane.